Messenger RNA from Aspergillus wentii DTO 134E9, 435 nucleotides. RefSeq lists its product as uncharacterized. Bases 1 to 435 code for a protein of 144 amino acids. The record is from RefSeq and is a predicted model, not a curated record. NCBI's taxonomy places the organism in Eukaryota, Fungi, Ascomycota, Eurotiomycetes, Eurotiales, Aspergillaceae. The transcript has 3 exons.
AUGGCUUUCUUUUCUCGGCAAUCGACGCCACCGAUUGAAGCAGCCACUGGCCAGUCUCUGGAACGCUUUUGCAGGCAGAAUAUAUGGGAUGUUAUUGGAGCAACCGGAACCACAUUCUGUCCAGCACAACGUCCAGAUCUACUUGCGAAACGGGCCAGGCUGGCCAAUAUCGGUAAGCCCGAGAGCUUAUCUGGGUGGAAUCCAUAUCCAACCACGCCGAAAGACUGUCUCGGUGGCAUUGGCGUAUGGACUACGCGCAAGGACUUCAAUACACAUUGGUGGAUUGAUACGACGAACGGCAUCAGUGCAGCAUUGUAUAUGCAGACAGGGCCAGUUGAGCAUCCGGAAGUGGUGAAGCCAUUGGAGGUCCUUGAGCGUGUUUUAUACAAGGAUAUAGAGCAGAAGCUUGGUAUCAAACAAGCUGUGAGGUUGUAG